Messenger RNA from Aspergillus mulundensis, 1398 nucleotides. RefSeq lists its product as uncharacterized. Lineage: Eukaryota; Fungi; Ascomycota; Eurotiomycetes; Eurotiales; Aspergillaceae. The record is from RefSeq and is a predicted model, not a curated record. The coding region runs from base 1 to 1398 and encodes 465 amino acids. The transcript is spliced from 2 exons.
AUGAGGCAGCGGCGUGAUAGAGAAGCUCGCAAAAAAGCGGAACAAGAAGCAAAAGAUCGGGAGCAAGAGGAGGCUGAGCGCAAGCGGCUACAGCAGGAGCAAGCCAAAGCCCAGGCUGCCCAGCCCUACCCUGCUGGCGUUGCUGGCGAAAGACCGACGCAGCGAAGAGCUGCACCGAGAGCCCCAGCUGGGCCGGAGCCUCGCACUACGUCUAACAUCCCCGGACCAUCCCCAACGAGCCCUCGUCGGCCGGACGCUCCCGCCAGUGCGUCUCAACCCAGGCAACCUGCUGCUGCUGGGUUUGCACCGCAGCAAGCGCCUCAGCCGGUCCCGCCGCAAACCUCGCAGUCCAAGCUUCCCUCCCAACAAUCUCAAGGCCCGACAGCCGCACCACAGCAGCCCCAACAGCCUCGACGCCCUGGUUUUCCUCAUGCAUUUGAACGGUGGGAGACGCUCUCGUCUCACUGGGAAGGACUGACCAGCUACUGGAUUCGCAAGCUUGAACAAAACAACGAGGCACUCGAGCGGGACCCUCUCAGCCAGCAGAUGGCGCGCCAAGUUACCGACCUCAGUGCCGCUGGUGCCAAUCUCUUCCAUGCCGUUGUGGAGCUGCAGCGCCUGCGCGCAUCAUCCGAGCGAAAGUUUCAGCGAUGGUUCUUUGAUACGCGCGCCGAGCAAGAACGAUCCAAGGAGCUGCAGGGUGAACUAGAAAGACAAAUUCAGACCGAACGACAGGCCCGCACGGAGGCGAUGGCUUCUGUUCAAAAGGCGGAGGGCGACAAAACCCGUAUGGAGGAUCUGCUCAAAGAAAUGCGCCGCGAACUCCAGAUCUCGAAAGACGAAGCUCGCCGUGCCUGGGAGGAACUUGGCCGUCGCGAACAAGAAGAGCGGGAACGCACAAACUCCCUCCGCAACGGAGAGCCUACUCUGGUUGGCGGAGUGCAGGUGGUUCCAAUGAUUGCAGGGCUUCCUCGUCGGGACCCGGCACGCCCUCCGACCAGGGAAGGCCCUUACACUGGAGGUGAAUCGAAGCCGACGGAGGACCUGUACGGAGAUACCCCGGUUUCGCCUGUUGGGACCGAUCCAUUCAUGGAAGGGCAGAGGCUCCACGAGUCCGAUGUACAAAGUUACCCACAGGCGCCGGCUCCUCCUACCACCGGUGCCCAGAGCCAAGGACAUUAUGCUAGCUAUUACGAGCCAGAGAGUACCUAUCCCCCUCGCACCGCUGCGGGCCACGAAUCCAGCUUAGCAAGCAGUGAGCCUGGGGACGACUAUGGAUAUCAGCAAAACCCGCAGAGCCGCCAUCAGGCCUACCCUCGGUCAGAAGAGAGCGACGACUACGAGCAGGCGUCGCUUGAGGACAGCGAAGGCGGAGGAGGAGCCCAGGACGACCCCUAG